Molecule: messenger RNA, 744 nt
Organism: Lycium ferocissimum
Lineage: Eukaryota; Viridiplantae; Streptophyta; Magnoliopsida; Solanales; Solanaceae
Product: probable aquaporin NIP-type
Exons: 3
Coding region: 195-638 (147 amino acids)
Biological process (GO): transmembrane transport
Cellular component (GO): membrane
Molecular function (GO): channel activity
Source: RefSeq, a predicted model, not a curated record
GAACAAAUUCUCCAACUAUUGUAGCUAUCGAAAAAAUUCCCCAACCAUUCAUCAUAUCCUUACAAUAUCCUCACCUUGGAAAUUAACAAGAAGAAAAGAAAUUGAGAAUUAACCCUUUAUGUCUAUUUUCCUGUUUUAUGUCAUCCACAAUGGUGGCAAAAAUUGAAGGUAACUGAGAAGAAAAAAUCACCAUUAUGGAAGAAAGUGCCUGUGCAGCCAAUAUCUUUAGGUCCCAAUCUGUUCCAAACGUAGGGCGUCGUUCAUCAGCUUCGAAUGUUGCACUUGCACAAAAGUUGUUUGCAGAGGCAAUUGGGGCGUAUGUGAUAAUAUUUGCAUGGUGUGGAUCAGUUGCAAUGUACAAGCUAGUCGAUGAUGAGAGCAUAACGUUAUCAGGGAUAAGCAUGACAUGGGGAGCAGUUGUAAUGGUGAUGGUUUAUUCCAUGGGACAAGUAUCAGGAGCUCAUUUUAAUCCUGUGGUCACUAUCAUUUUCUCUAUCUUCCGUCGCUUCCCAUGGAAAUUAGCACCAGUAUACAUAAUAGCUCAAGUAAUCGGAUCAGUUCUGGCAGGCGGUACUUUAGCACUACUGUUGGGUGUCGAUCUCAAAGCUUACAUUAAGCAUUUUCCUAAAGUGGGCUGAAUAUGAGCAAAGUUGAUCAAUAUUUGGUUUGGAGAAGUAAUGUUUGAUAACUCCUUUGUUGUGUAUCAAUGAAAAUCUUACCUGCACUAUGGUUGCAACUUUUUUA